Messenger RNA from Culex pipiens pallens (northern house mosquito), 2456 nucleotides. RefSeq lists its product as uncharacterized. The transcript is spliced from 3 exons. Lineage: Eukaryota; Metazoa; Arthropoda; Insecta; Diptera; Culicidae. The record is from RefSeq and is a predicted model, not a curated record. Bases 107 to 955 code for a protein of 282 amino acids.
UUGUGUGCGCAACAACUGACAUUUAUUCUUUGGCAAACACGUGCUAGCUGCUUUAUUUGUGACAUAACCUCGUUUCAACCUCUCGUGAUAACAAGCCUUACUGGAUAUGGACUGCGAAUCAUCCCAGCCUGUUGGCCAAUCCCAGGACGAUACCGUGCUAAAUCUGAGCACCGAGUCCUACUUCACCGUCGACUGGAAGCAAGAAUUUCAAGCGGACACCGAGCAAGCCAUCCUGAACCCAUACCCAACGGACAAGGUCAUGCCGGCGAUCACGCGGUUGCUGUCGAGUCUGUGCGAACGGUUCCAGCUUUCCCACAGCAUUGAGUUCUCCGCCAUCGACACGUUGGAACAACUGCUGGUGAAGGUUCUAGCUGCUCAUGAUGAUUCGGCCGAGGAGAACUUUCUUCAGCAGGCGCCUUUGUACGUGCUCACGGUGCUCAAUCUGGUUGGGAAGUACUUGAACUCCAGCACCCUGUUGGAUCCCCGGUUGAUGCAGCAAAUACUUGAACGCAUCAACCCAGAGCUGGUUUGGAGCGAUGGGCGAUUGCGGGAAAUGGAAUUCGAUGUGCUCAAAGCGUUGAACUACAAGAUAUCUGAAUCCCUCCUGCUGGGUGCUGUGGAGCGGUUCUCAAAGGACUACAUUUUGACGCUCGGAAUAGCCCGGAAGAAUACCAUCGGCGACGUCGGGGUCAAGCUGCUGCGGGUCGUUUAUGCUCAAAAACAUGCCAUCUACAGCAGCUUGAGAUCGAGUGUGAAUUCCGAAGACAUGUUCGUGCAGUUCAAGUCAAAUCGGCUAAUCCUUGCCGCAGCGGUGGUAAUGUCCAUUCUGGAGUUGUGUCAGGUCGAUGACAAGCAGAUACAUGAUCGUGUCGUCGAGUCGCUGUCCAGGGAGUGCUUCGUGGACCCCAUGAAUAUUAUCUUCUUAAAAGAUGCCAUUUUUAACGUGAUCAACUAAUUGGGUCAUGUUUACGUGACAGGCCGCUUAGUGUAUUCACACUUUGUUGAAGUGGAACAUUAAAUUCAUUAUCUCAACUCAAAGAGUGUUGCUGUCUACACCAAAACGAUCAACUAAACGCCGUUGUACCACUUUAGCCUAAUGAACCUUAAAAAUCGCAUUACCUCGAAUGGGCUUUAAUUUUGCGCGAAAAAUAUGAUUACUUUGGCACAGAGCUGUCCGCGCAGGGUGCCUGUCAGUCAAUACACCACCCGCACCAUGCUGAAUGCUGGACCUAGAGCAAAAAUAGAUACACCUUUGGAGGGGGUUAAACCUGAUCUAUAGUGGAGGGCUGAGCAUGACGUACCCCGUGGUAGGUCCAUAAUCAUUAACGUUUAAAUGAAUAUGCAUUACAUCAGCACGGUAAGUGGGCGAAAUAUCAAUGCUGUAUUCUUGAGGUCUUCGAACGAGUUCUGAAGAUAACAUUUAUGAUUGAUUCUUCCUUGUACAGCAACACGAACCGCACCUCAACACACUUCCCUUAAUCCGAUUAAAGUUAAAAAAUGAUGUUGUUUUAAGUUGUCUGGCGUUGGCAUGCAAUACUUCCUUCUUGGCCAUUCCGAAUUCCUAGCCUGACACACGGUCGAGCAAUUGCCAAUCCCAGACAACAACCCAAAUCGUCAUUACUGCCAAAGAAGGGACGCGGGCGUGUGUCGCCACAACUGAGCGCCUGAACCAAAGUUCUGAUCGUGGGUGGACGCUUGCUACUAAUUUGUAUCGGCCGGGAAUUGAUGUUGACCUUUGGCGGAAAGCGAAAGUUGUUUCACGAUCGUUUGUUUGAAUGUAGAUCAGUUUUGUUCUUUUUUGGGAGGAUCGAACAAUUACACGGUACGACAAAAAUGUGAAUGGAAAAUUAUUGUUAGUUCUAAUAAACUAAAUAUGAAACAAGACAGCGUUAAACAGGGGUGACCAAAGAUCAUGUAAAAUGGCCCUUGAUCCACGUGUAAAAUGAUUUUAUAAUUUAAAAAAAAAGGUUUGGUUCAAGCUUUUUCAGUAAACAUUUUUGUAUGUUAAUUUAAAAGUAAUGGCUGAUCCGUGCUUUGAUCACGAUUAUACAACACAAAUAUGUUGUUGAAAAAUCUAUCUUUGGCUGUUACAAAUUUUAUCAAAGUUUUUGUCAAGUCAAGUAAGAAAAUAAAAAAAUGAUUUUUAUUUGUUUAUGAUCAUAUUAUCCGAAGCCCCAUGCAAACCUUCGGAUAAUCGUACUUCGGAUAGUCGAAACUUCGGAUUAUCGAGGCUUCGGAAAAUCGAGUAUGAACUGUAUUACUUUUGAUUUCUGUUUUCGUCAUAAAAUGGAGCAGGGAUGGAAUAAUCGCAAAAAAAUCAAUCUCGCUUGUGAACUUUCUUCACCCGCGAAAAAGAGAGGAUGCAAAUCACGCAAAAGAAAAUCGCUCCCGAACUUCUCCAAGAAAAUCAAUCUGCUGAUGAUUUCUUGUGAAUUUCUUUGUCAGCACCACUUAAA